GGACCCGGCACGGCUCGGCACGGCCCGGCACGGCUCGGCACGCCGGGAGCGGAGCGCGGGGCGGACAGCGCCGGCCCGGCCCCGGGGCCGGGUGGGGGUCCGUGCCCGGGCCCGCCCCGCCGUCCCCGGAGCUCCGCCGGCAGCAGCACCUUACCCGGGCUCUUCUUCCCCUGCAGCCCCGGGGGCAGCAGUCGAGGCGCGGCGGCGGAACGGCCCGGCCCCAGCCCCGGCUGCGGCGACCACGGCCCGGCGGGGCCCAGCGCCGUCCCCCGCGGGUGGCAGCGGGUGAGCAGCCGCAGGCGGGCGGGAAGGACGGCCGGGAGGGUCGACGUGUACUUCGUAAGCCCUGAAGGGAAGAAGCUGAGGUCAAAACGAGCACUUGUGGAGUAUUUGCAGAAAACUGGGGAGACAACACUGAAAGCAGCAGAUUUUGAUUUUGCAGCUCCUCGAGGGAGCACACGCUCAGGACUGAGGGGAUAUGGCACAGGAGCUGCGAGGACUGACCUGGAAAAGGAGGAUUGUCAGAGCAAAGUGCAGGAGCUCCAUGCACAGAACGGUGCUGAGGCUGGCAUUCAGAACAUCCAGGCUGGGAGUGAACGCCUGGAAGAUGCUGCAUCUGCUGUGGAAGGCACAGAUCUAGUAGUGACAGGGAAGGUGCCAGCUGCGGGGGACCUGGGUGAGCGCAGUGCUGGAUCUGACAGCGAGCUGGAGGCUGAGCCGUGGGGCAGGACGAGCUUCGCAGCAGCCAGGAUGUCAGCAGAAGAGUCUGUCCCACGAACACAAGUGGAGAGAAGGAAAACAAGUCCAUAUUUUUCCAGUAAAUACAGCAAAGAAGCCCCCAGCCCACCCAGAAGGAAGGCCCUCAGAAAAUGGACUCCUCCCCGUUCUCCUUUCAAUCUUAUCCAGGAAACACUCUUCCAUGAUCCGUGGAAGCUUCUCAUUGCCACCAUAUUUCUCAACAAAACUUCAGGGAAAAUGGCCAUUCCAGUGCUCUGGGAGUUCCUGAAGAAGUAUCCUUCUCCUGAGGUAGCCAGGGCUGCAGACUGGAAAGAAAUGUCAGAGCUGCUCAAACCUCUUGGCCUCUACGAACUCAGAGCCAAAACCAUCAUCAGGUUCUCGGGUGAGUACCUGAGCAAGGCGUGGCGCUACCCCAUCGAGCUGCACGGCAUCGGCAAGUACGGCAACGACUCCUACAGGAUCUUCUGUGUUAACGAAUGGAAGGAGGUGCAGCCACAGGACCACAAGUUGAACGUGUACCACACGUGGCUGUGGGAGAACCGGGAGAGGCUGAGCAUCGACUGAGCUGAGCUGGGCUGACCUGGCCCGGCACCGCUUGGGUCCGCUCACAGUUCUGGGUGUAAAUAGC
Messenger RNA from Pyrgilauda ruficollis (rufous-necked snowfinch), 1366 nucleotides. It is a transcript of the gene MBD4, whose product is annotated as methyl-CpG binding domain 4, DNA glycosylase. Gene Ontology annotation, molecular function: DNA binding; pyrimidine-specific mismatch base pair DNA N-glycosylase activity. NCBI's taxonomy places the organism in Eukaryota, Metazoa, Chordata, Aves, Passeriformes, Passeridae. The record is from RefSeq and is a predicted model, not a curated record. Gene Ontology annotation, cellular component: nucleus. The transcript is spliced from 8 exons. The annotation marks the transcript as partial. Gene Ontology annotation, biological process: DNA repair.